UCCCAACUUACCCUUCUCAUUCUCUUUGUUAAAUAUAUAGAAAAGGAAGUUCCUCACUGUCAAAUUUCUUUGUGGUUCUUAGCAGAUUUCAGUUAUGGUGAAACCAAGUGAGAAUGGGUCUCAGUCAAUAGCACCUUUUCUAAAGAAAUGUUAUGAAAUGGUAGAUGAUGAGGCCACGGAUUCAGUAAUUUCAUGGAGCCAAAACAGUGAUAGUUUUAUAAUUUGGGAUAUGACGGAAUUUUCAAUUCAUUUGCUUCCUAAGUACUUCAAGCACAGCAAUUUCUCUUCUUUCAUCAGGCAACUCAAUAUUUAUGGUUUUAGAAAAAUUGAUACAGAUCGUUGGGAAUUUGCAAAUGAUGGGUUUGUCAGAGGUCAAAAGGACUUGCUGAAGAAUAUUGCUAGACGAAAAUACUCCCAGGGAUCUGAGCAGCGUAAAUCAUUGCAGCAGCAGCCACCACAGCAGCUGGAGAACUCUGUUGGAUCAUGUGAAAACAAUGAAAAUGUUGGGCUGUGGAAAGAAGUUGAGAAUUUGAAGACUGACAAAAAUGCUCUUAUGCAGGAGUUGGUUAAACUUAGGCAGCACCAGGAGACUGCAGACAAUAAGAUGCUUCUUUUGAAGGAUCGUCUUCACGGGAUGGAGAAAAGUCAGCAGCAGUUGCUGUCAUUCUUAGUAAUGGCCAUGCAAAGUCCAGGCUUUUUGGUCCAACUGAUUCAACCGAACGAAAAUAAUUGGUGCAUGGCUGAAGCAAGCAAUAUGCUAGAACAAGUUCCAGAGGAUGGUGAAUCAGUGCCUUUUGAUCAUAUGAUAGUAAGGUACCAGCCACCAAUCGAUGGAACAUCAAAGCCGGUACUCACACCAAUGGUAGAUUCUGAAAAUCCUCAUGAAUCUGAUAAUUCUUCAGAUGCAACAAAAGAUUUUUGGAUGAAUAUUGAUUUUGUGAAAGUGCUUAUGGAUGAAAGUCAUAUACCUUUCAUUCCACCAGAUUUGCAAGAUGAUGGUGCAUGGGAAAAGCUUCUUUUAGCUAAUACUUUUGUAGAGAAUAAUGAUGAUGGAAAUCUAGAUAAAGAAAGGCCCGUCAACUCUGGUAUGGAAAUGGAGGUAACAGGUUCUGGAACCCAUUUGGAAAAAUCUCGUAAUUUUGAACUUCUACUACAAAAUAUGGGGAAAUCACAAAACCUGGAGAUUCAACCACUGGUAAAUGAAUCAGAGUUGGAGAACUAUCAGGACUUUGAACUUCUGACAGAACAAAUGGGACAUCUGACUUCCAAAAGUACUAAACUACAAGGAACUCCUUAGAAAGGUACUUGGGAUUUCUUGUGCAGAAUGCUUGUCCUGUGAUCUCCUCACAUUAUGUUUUCUCUUAGACUAUAUCCAAUUUAUAUGAAAGUUGUUUCUAUACAUUUCUAUUCUUUUCAUUACACCAUAUCUAAAUACAUGCACCAUAUUCUUCAUGAAGGGGCUGCCUAGCAAUUUAUACAAUUGUAAUGCAACUAGUGACUAGUGAGAGGAUAAUAUGUGACUCUGUUUAUGCCAAAGUAGCUGUAGCUAUCUAAGGAAAUUGCCACAAAAGAAGUUUUCAUUUUAAACUUGUGGCCUUCUAUUCUCAAUUGCUUACAAGCAUGUGUCAAUAGAGUUCUGAAACAAUCUCAGGAUUUAUUAUGAUAGAAA
Molecule: messenger RNA, 1669 nt
Organism: Theobroma cacao (cacao)
Lineage: Eukaryota; Viridiplantae; Streptophyta; Magnoliopsida; Malvales; Malvaceae
Gene: HSFA8
Product: heat shock transcription factor A8
Biological process (GO): regulation of transcription by RNA polymerase II; cellular response to heat
Cellular component (GO): nucleus
Molecular function (GO): DNA-binding transcription factor activity; RNA polymerase II cis-regulatory region sequence-specific DNA binding
Source: RefSeq, a predicted model, not a curated record